Messenger RNA from Hemiscyllium ocellatum (epaulette shark), 2025 nucleotides. RefSeq names its product DIM1 dimethyladenosine transferase 1-like (S. cerevisiae) (gene dimt1l). Gene Ontology annotation, molecular function: rRNA (adenine-N6,N6-)-dimethyltransferase activity. The record is from RefSeq and is a predicted model, not a curated record. Gene Ontology annotation, cellular component: mitochondrial matrix. Gene Ontology annotation, biological process: rRNA methylation. The coding region runs from base 276 to 1202 and encodes 308 amino acids. The transcript is spliced from 12 exons. Lineage: Eukaryota; Metazoa; Chordata; Chondrichthyes; Orectolobiformes; Hemiscylliidae.
UCAUUCUGGCACCGCACUUCGGGAGCUGGCUGUAAAUUUAUCACCAAGUUGUGGGUAGCAGAUUUUCCUCACACUAAUUACAGUUAGCGAUGACUGAUGGUAGGAUGCUCUGCCAUUGGUGUAUGACUAAUUGAGACCGUGCCGUUCUGAGCUGUGAAGCUUCCAGCCCCAGGCGCUGUUGUGUUGUGGACGGUUAGAAGGGGCACGUGCUGAGAGCGGCCGUUGGGUUGUUUAAAAAAAGUUUAAAGUUGGAGAGCGUCUCAUCUGAGCGGAGAAUGCCCAAAAUUAAACUCGGGAGGAAACAUGGGAGAUGCCGAGAGACCCCAGGGCACAGUCAAGGUAUAAUGUUCAACACUGGAAUUGGUCAGCACAUUCUGAAGAAUCCUUUGAUUGUGAAUAGCAUCAUUGAAAAGGCUGCUAUUAGACCAACAGAUGUCAUAUUGGAAGUUGGACCUGGUACUGGAAACAUGACUGUGAAACUUCUGGAAAAGGCUAAAAAGGUAAUUGCUUGUGAACUUGAUACCAGACUCGUUGCUGAAUUACAGAAGAGAGUUCAAGGAACACCUACAGCAAAUAAACUUCAAAUGAUGGUUGGAGAUGUGCUGAAGACAGACUUGCCAUUUUUUGAUGCAUGCGUAGCAAACUUGCCAUAUCAGAUCUCAUCUCCAUUUGUUUUUAAACUCCUGCUGCACAGACCAUUCUUCAGAUGUGCAGUGUUGAUGUUCCAACAAGAAUUUGCUCUUCGGCUUGUUGCAAAGCCAGGGGAUAAACUAUACUGCAGGCUCUCAAUCAAUACGCAGUUAUUGGCACGUGUAGAUCACCUGAUGAAGGUUGGAAAAAACAACUUUAGACCACCUCCAAAAGUUGAAUCAAGUGUGGUUAGGAUAGAACCAAAGAAUCCACCACCUCCAGUGAACUUUCAGGAAUGGGAUGGUCUGGUCCGGAUAGCAUUUGUGAGAAAAAACAAGACUCUAGCUUCAGCUUUUAAAUCCAAUGCAGUUGAACGAUUGCUGGAAAAAAAUUACAGAAUACACUGUUCUUUGCAUAAUAUUCAAUUACCAGAAAACUUCAGCAUUACAGAAAAGAUCCAGAAAAUCCUGAAAGAAACAGAUUUUAAUGAAAAACGAGCUCGCACAAUGGACAUAGAUGAUUUCAUGAGGUUACUUCAUGGUUUCAAUUCACAAGGAAUCCACUUCUCAUGAGAGAAUUGCUUCAGCAAAUUGAUUGUAGAUAAGGUCUAAUGUAAAUAAGAGGACAGACUUUACAAAUCCUAUUGGAAUGAUUUUGUGAUAUUGAGAAUGAUGUUACAAUCAUGUGGAAUAAGUUUUUAGUCUGGAUUAGAGUUGAAACAGAUGCAUUGUGGUUCUGCUCACUUACGAUUAUUGUAAGUUCACGUGAUUGGUUCCCAAAUGAGCAUAUGAUAUUUCUGAAAAUGUACAGCUCAAAACAGCAGAAAAAGUAUAACUCUUGAAUAAAACUUUAACAAGUUACUUCCAUGAUAAACAAUUUAUUAUGAAUUCUGAAUUUUAGAUUGAUUUUUAGCAUAACUUUCAGUAUACUUAUUGAACCGAUGAAUAGGACCAGAAUAUAAAGUGGGAAUUAAACAUAUCUAGGAAAUGUCAAAUAUUGGAAAUGAACAAGGUUUUGGCUCUCUUCCGAUUCUUCUCCGAAAAGCAUGGAUUGAUCUUUGGAAAAUACAAAAUGCUGUCAGACCUGUAUACCAAUGUCUUUCCAAGUUUAUUUGCAUUGCAAUAAAUAUUUGGCAGCAUUAUAGCUUCAGUUGUUUAGGAACAAUAAAAUGCAUCAGAAAAGGCAGCAAUAACUAAGAUCAAAUGUAUGCAUUCGCUCACAUCAUCAGUCUCAGUCACAUUAUCCCAGAUGGCAGCAGAGUACAACCGACUUAAGAGCUGUAGGCAUGGCCUUGACCAAAGUGUGCAAAACCUCCUCAACUCUGCUUACAACAGUCUUGAUGAUGUAGAUCCAUCAAUUUUGUGUUCAAUAAACAGAAUGACUGCAGCAACAGUA